AUGCCUCCCACACCCCGCCCCCUAACCCUCAUCGUCGCAACCACCCCCAUCCCAACCCCCGCCAGCACCACCGAGAGCAGCAGCAGCACCACCACCACCCCAAUCCGCCUCGGCAUCGGCCACUCGGGCACACUCCCCUGGCCGCGAAUCAAAACCGACAUGUCAUUCUUCGCCCGGGUGACCUCCCGCCCGCCAGUGCCCGGAACCACCAACGCGAUAAUAAUGGGUCGGAAAACGUACGAUUCCGUGCCGGCGCAUCUGCGGCCGCUGGCGAAGCGCAUUAGCACCAUCAUUACCCGGGAUGUGGAGGGGUUGAAACCUAGGGUGGCGAGGGAGGUUGAGGAUCGGAAAGCCAAGCUUGCUGCGUCUGCUGCUGCUGCAUCAUCUACAUCUGGGGGUAAUGGUAAUGCUGUGCAGCCAGCGACAGAUGCAAUCGUGUGCGGGGGAUUGAAUGAGGCGCUGCAGGAGCUGGAGACGCGGUAUGGAGAAGGGAAACUAGGCAAGGUGUUUGUGAUUGGUGGGGCGGAGAUAUAUGGGGCUGUUUUGGCUGCGAAAGGAGGGCCGGUGAGGAUUGUGAUGACGAAUGUGGAGAAGAAGGGGUAUGCGGAGGGAGAUCGGGGGGAUGUGUUUGAGUGUGAUACGUUUUUCCCGGUGGAUGAGGAACUGUUUGGGGAGAAGGAGGGGUGGAGGAGGGUUACGCCGGAGGAGGUUACCGAGUGGGUUGGGGAGGAGGUUACGGGGAGGUGGAUUGAGGAGGGGGAUGUUAGGGUGCAGAUGGUGGGGUAUGAACGGGUGUAA
This is a messenger RNA of Aspergillus tubingensis, 798 nucleotides long. Its product is annotated as dihydrofolate reductase. Lineage: Eukaryota; Fungi; Ascomycota; Eurotiomycetes; Eurotiales; Aspergillaceae. The record is from RefSeq and is a predicted model, not a curated record. Bases 1 to 798 code for a protein of 265 amino acids. Gene Ontology annotation, cellular component: mitochondrion. Gene Ontology annotation, biological process: folic acid metabolic process; glycine biosynthetic process; tetrahydrofolate biosynthetic process. The transcript has a single exon. Gene Ontology annotation, molecular function: dihydrofolate reductase activity; NADP binding.